Medioppia subpectinata is the source of this 966-nucleotide messenger RNA. NCBI's taxonomy places the organism in Eukaryota, Metazoa, Arthropoda, Arachnida, Sarcoptiformes, Oppiidae. The record is from the annotation of a GenBank genome assembly.
AUGUCUGGCCGACAUUUCACAGCAAUUACUUGCGAUUCGUGUAAAACAUUUUUCAGGAGAAAUGCGUUCAAAGAAAAUCGAUUGAAAUGCGGUUUUGAAGGCAAAUGUAAUAUCACUCCCAAUACAAGAAAGUAUUGCCAAAAAUGUAGACUUAAUAAGUGUUUUGCAGUCGGAAUGAGAAAAGAAAUAAUGAAUUCAGACGAAGAAAAUAAGAGAAGACGACAAUUGAUUGAAGAAAAUAAGCAAAAAUCUGAACAAAACGUGGACUCAAAUAACACACAAAUCUCUGACCAAACCGUUGGCCAAGAAGUCGAUGAACUCAUUGACAGUACAUUAUAUAUAACGGAUAUCGCAUUGAAUAAACAGAUACUGGAAAUUGAAAACACAUUAAACAAAGAUUAUACUAAUGAUGAGAAUAUAAUACAAAACUCAUUGCCAUUACAAUUGGUUCCCGUAUUCAAAAUACUGGAAAUUGAAAACACAUUAAACAAAGAUUAUACUAAUGAUGAGAAUAUAAUACAAAACUCAUUGCCAUUACAUAACCAAGGGCAUAAGUUUCUCAACUGUCUAAUAUUGCCAAACUUAGUUAACCUCAGUUUGGCAUACGCUCUCGACAAUUUACGUAGUUUCAAAAAUAUCUGCAAAAGUGAUCAAUACUUGCUUAUGAAGAGCCAAUUCUUAGACAUUACUUUUUUGCGGACUUUAAUCGAUUACACUCUUCACCCCAAACGUGCCAAACAUAUCGCAUACAACUGCUAUAAAUUAACAGCGAUUACACUCUUCAACCCAAACGUGCCAAACAUAUCGCAUACAACUGCUAUAAAACUCGAACAACAACUGUAUAUAUAUUUACUGCAAAGAUAUCUACUCUUGAAAUACCGCUCGGAAUCGGAAUCACAGACAAGACUACAGAAUCUGAUGAUUAUAUUAAAUGAAUUUAAAAUUUUAUACACCUGUAAUACCUGA